AUGGCCGGCCCCAGUGCACCCACGCACCCCGACAUCAACAACAUCGCCACCAAGGCCGACUCCUACUGGGACGAUAAGUACGACGACGACGGCGAAGGCGAUGACGACAAUCCCCGGUCCUUCUGCGAGGCCGCGGCAUCGCGACAUUACAAACUGCUCUGGAUGGGCUCCACCGACUCGCCCCUCCCCAAGUCAGCUGUCCCCAACUCCGCGACGGACACUCGCUUGUCGCAGCCCAUAGAUGCGUGCGCCAUGCUCAGCUAUACCGUGCUCGGGUAUGCUCUGCCUCACUACGCCGUUUACACCACGCCCGCCCCGAGCCACCAUCACGCGCCCAUCGACAGACACGCGUCGAGCGCGUCGCGCGCGGCGUUCACGUCCGAGCACCACGCGCCAUGCUUAGCUAUAUUCACACCCAAACACCGCGUUCAACACUCACAUCCGACGCGGUACGCUCGAGCGGGCUGGGGACGCCCCGGUGGGAUCAGUUUGUUCUGCCUCGUCAUGCCGUUCACAAAACGCCUGCCGCCGAAUCGCGUGAACGCCUAG
Messenger RNA from Heterobasidion irregulare TC 32-1, 549 nucleotides. RefSeq lists its product as uncharacterized. NCBI's taxonomy places the organism in Eukaryota, Fungi, Basidiomycota, Agaricomycetes, Russulales, Bondarzewiaceae. The record is from RefSeq and is a predicted model, not a curated record. The coding region runs from base 1 to 549 and encodes 182 amino acids. The transcript has 4 exons.